Molecule: messenger RNA, 240 nt
Organism: Colletotrichum lupini
Lineage: Eukaryota; Fungi; Ascomycota; Sordariomycetes; Glomerellales; Glomerellaceae
Exons: 3
Coding region: 1-240 (79 amino acids)
Source: RefSeq, a predicted model, not a curated record
AUGGAGUGCAGCUACCUCUCCUGGGAAGUCGAUGCCUUGGUCAACCCAUUACGCGAAACCGACUUGGACAAGGCAGCAAAGUCGUCCGUCACUCUGAACCCGAACACCAUCGCCGAGGUCUUUCUCGUCUUCAGAGGCGUAUCCAGUAUGGUCGGCACCGACGUGGACGGGAUGGAGGACCAGAGCAAGUUCCGCGUCAUUGAGUGGGGAGGCGUGGAGGUGAACCUGGAGCUAGAAUAA